Penaeus vannamei (Pacific white shrimp) is the source of this 1923-nucleotide messenger RNA. The record is from RefSeq and is a predicted model, not a curated record. Lineage: Eukaryota; Metazoa; Arthropoda; Malacostraca; Decapoda; Penaeidae.
UUUACAUUCAUUAUUUACCUUAUUAUUUUUAUUAUAGAUGUCAGUGGCCUUACAAAUCACUGAAGUUGUCUUGACUGUGAUAAUGAAAGUGCCCGACAUUAUCAGAGUCUUCAAGGAGCUUGGCAACGGGAAGGUGAAACAGGAACACGAGAAUCUUGCACAGGAACUCUGUGCCCUUCGCAAGGAACAUGAGAGGGCGUCAAAGACCAUUGACGCCCUAGUUGAGAGCCAAGAACAAUUGAACCAAACACUCCAGCUGCUGACAGAACUGCUGAUAGUGCUAAACAGCCUGUCUUCAAGGCCUUGGCCAGAUCUGCAAGAGAGCAUUCGCGACGUUUUGGGUCAAGGAGGCCUCCACCAGGACUCUGGCGUCCGUGUGAACGAGGCUCCCUCAGGGCUAACCUGUGCAGUCUGCAGGUCGACCUACAACGCGCACGAUCGUCGUCCGCUUAUCUUCUCCAGCUGCGGCCACACCUUCUGCGAGGAAUGCCUUAGGACGGAGAACCGCAAGAGUGUGUUCCGGUGCCCUUCUUGCCGGCAGGACCGCGACCAGUUCUGGACGCUGAAGCCUAACUUCGCGCUGCUCGACCUGCUCGAAGCGAGGAGAGUCCAGGAGACCAGGGACGACGAAGACGACGAAGACGACCUCAAGAAGGGUCUCCGCAUGGACGACGACGACCUGCUCUCCCUCGCCCUCCACAUGUCCGCACAGGAGGCCGAGAACAAGGAGUACAGGCGUCAGGUCGCCGCCUUACUCGCGCGAGAGCCCGCUGGGCCGGCGACGUCCCCGGAGCGGAGGGCGGCUGGCAGGAGGAGGCAGAGGGGCGUCCGGGGAAGGAGGAAGCUUACUGCCAUGAGGAACUUGAAGGUCUUGAUGGGAAAAAGCUCCGCCUUGAGAAGGAGGAGGCUGAAGGAGAGAGGAAAACAUGCUUCUGGUUGGAGGAGGAAGAAGAACUGCAACUGGCCAUGGCUAUGUCACUAUCUCUCCAGACAAGCGAGUAAGAGGCAGCAGAUUAUUAUGAUACAGAGUAAACGCGCUGCAGCAUCAUGAAGGAGAAUUGAAGCCCUAAACACAAACACACACAAUGUUUGUGGAAACCUCACGUUGGCAGUGUGAUUAUGCGGUAUCCGUGAAUUGUGGUCACCUACAUUUAUAUAUGAAGUACAGCUUAUUAAGAGAUUAUGUAUAGUUUAUUAGUGUAUAAUAUUCAUGGGAAAUAUUAUGCAGGCACAUCACAUUUAUUUACUCAGUUGAUUUUCAAAGAAUCUAAAUGGAUUCUGACUUUUUGUCAUCCAUACAUGUGGUCAUUGACUGUCCCAAAACCUAAAGAUAGUCCCUGUUAACAAAACUAAAAAGGUUUCACAGAUAAAACUCGAUUGCAAAUAUCUCUUUAGGCUGUAAGAAAAGAAAAAAAAUCUUGCAACUGGAGCACCAAGAGAAAUCUGGAAGAAAGGGUGUUGCAUUAACAUUAAUUUCUACACCUGAACCAUCGGCUUUAGGUCCAACAUCAAUAAGUUUCAGAGCCAGCAUCAGCCUCUCCGUCAGGCAAAGCUAAGGCCUGUUGCGGAUGCUGUUGCAGAAGACUGACCUGAUGAGAUGAGAUACUUAUAUGAACAUGAAUAACGAAGGUCAUUGGCUCUGCUAAAAACCCACAGGGACUAAAUUACUGGUAUUACCUUUAGCAUUAUUAACAUUAUUAUUAACAUUAAGAAGUAGGAAAUGAAUAUUUUUUAUUAUUAAUAUAUGUGUAGUUUUGAUAAGCUACUUAGUGCAGUCUUCCUUGCCUUUUCCAGGAUUUUUAAACAGUCUUGUAGAGCAGCAGUUUCACAUGAAAAUUAUAACUCUCUCUCUCUCUCUCUCUCUCUCUCUCUCUCUCUCUCUCUCUCUCUCUCUCUCUCUCUCUCUCUCUCUCUCUGCUCUCU